Messenger RNA from Cladocopium goreaui, 1143 nucleotides. The record is from the annotation of a GenBank genome assembly. Lineage: Eukaryota; Dinophyceae; Suessiales; Symbiodiniaceae.
GGUCAGAAGCAGCCGCGCGAGAGUGCGAGACCUGUUGCAGAGACCUGUCCUUUGCUCUCGCGAAUAAGGCUUGAGCUGGCAAAGCAAAGAAUUGAUGAACCAACCAUUGAGUAUGCAGCUUUCAGCAGAUAUGUGCAGGGCCUGCGAGAGGACUGGUACAGGUACAGAAGUGACAAGACUUCGAUCCUUGCAGUCUAUGCCAACUGAGCCGGUUCUGCUGGAGAAGCCACGUGAUUGGUAUGCAAGGUUCUGGAAUCUGGAUUAUUUCAAGCGGGACUGUGGGCAUGCCUACUGGUUUUGCCGCCCUCAGUUUCCAGCCUUUGAUGGUGAUGAAGCAGCCAUUGAUAAAGUUGUGCUCCACGUCAGUAUCGGAGAGUAUGUGGAGUUUAACAAGAACCCUACAACGAAUGGACCGCAAAUGCGACCAGGAGAAGGGUCUUGCUUUUCCCCGACUCACUCUGGAUGGUUAUGCUCCUUUCUUUGGUGUCAUGCGGAAAUUCUUCGACGAGUGCUGGACAAAGCUUGGCCCUGAGGGGUUGCCAGAUGUUACUCCAAGGCUCGCUCAAGUCUUCGCACAUGCUUUCUCUUUGCAAGAUCCCAUGGAGACGCUUUCUCGUUUCUACAAGGUGACGCUUGCAGCUACAGGCUCCAUUACGAGACUCCACGUGGAGGUUGCUGGGGCGCAUACUUGGCUCAACCAAAUAGAGGGGAGAAGGGCGUUCUUCCUCUUUCCACCCUCCGAGUCAAGGAAGCUCUACGAAGAGACAGGCGGCCCAAUGCAGGAGACCAGUGGUUUUGCUACGAGCAUUAGCGGGGUGGACAUCUUGGCACCCAGUGCGAAGCGGCAUCCGCUCUUCGCAGAGGCCAAAUCCUUGGCUUUGGCAUCAGUUCUGGACAGAGGAAAACAAGCUCCGCUUCCCGGAAGUUGCCUGGGAGUACUUCAACUGUCAGAAGAUGACCCCAGAGUUCUGGACUGCACUGCCUCAAAAGAUCAAGGCUUUGCGAGAGUCUAUGGCUGAAGCUGAGUAGUGCUUGAGGGUGAUAUUUCCAUAUCUUUCCAAGCUGCGGAAGCUUUGCCGUAGUUCCAGUAUGUUCAAGUAGAAGUUGCGGGUACCAAAAUGUACCAAAGAAGGGUGGCAUAGC